AUGAAGGUCACUGCUGUUGGACCCCAAAUGCGUGCGUUUAACAUACGCAUACGUCAGUUCUCCGCUCAAACGCAGUUUACUCGUCCAUCUGUAGUAUUUGUCAAGGAAGCCGCUGUACGUCAGAACUCCCUUCUUGGACCUGCCGACAAGCAGUUCCCUCUGCCAGUACGUCAAAACUCCCUUCUUGGACCUGCCGACAAGCAGUUCCCUCUGCCAGGUGAUGUUUGCCAUAAAGUUCUGCUUCAAGACCAGCCAGUUGCCCAGGUAUGA
This is a messenger RNA of Strongylus vulgaris, 270 nucleotides long. The record is from the annotation of a GenBank genome assembly. NCBI's taxonomy places the organism in Eukaryota, Metazoa, Nematoda, Chromadorea, Rhabditida, Strongylidae.